Messenger RNA from Plodia interpunctella (Indianmeal moth), 2999 nucleotides. RefSeq names its product hedgehog (gene hh). Gene Ontology annotation, biological process: smoothened signaling pathway; intein-mediated protein splicing; regulation of gene expression. The transcript has 4 exons. Lineage: Eukaryota; Metazoa; Arthropoda; Insecta; Lepidoptera; Pyralidae. The record is from RefSeq and is a predicted model, not a curated record. Gene Ontology annotation, molecular function: patched binding; calcium ion binding. Bases 67 to 1332 code for a protein of 421 amino acids.
UGCAAGCGCUCGCUUUUUGUUGGCCGUCGCGGGUAGUGCGCGGCGCGAGGUGGUGGCAGGCAAGGGAUGCAGGCGGUGGUGGACCGACCGCGCUCCGGGUUGCUAGCCGGCUCUCAGUGUCGAUCAGUUCGCGACGCGCGGUGGUCGUGCGUCGAGCGCGCGUUCAGUGAUGUCUGCGAGAUGAGGCUGUCGCUGGUGCUUCUGUGGCUGAGUGCCGCGGCGGCGUGCGGCCCCGGCCGCGGCUUCAACACCCGCCCCCCGACGCGCCGCAUCGAGCCCUUCGUCAACGGCCAGCAUGACCCCAACACUAGUGAAAAUAACAAGCUCGCCAGCGGGCCCGCUGAGGGUCGCAUCACCAGGGACGAUCCCAAGUUUAAAGACUUAGUGCCUAAUUAUAAUACGGACAUCGAUUUUAAGGAUGACGAGGGCACCGGCGCUGAUCGCCUGAUGACCCAGAGAUGCAAGGAGAUGCUGAACACGCUGGCGAUCAGCGUGAUGAACCAGUGGCCGGGCGUGCGGCUGCGCGUGGUGGAGGGCUGGAGCGAGUCGGACGUGCACGGCGCGGAGUCGCUGCACUACGAGGGCCGCGCCGUCGACGUCACCACCAGCGACCGCGACAAGAGCAAGCUGGGCGUGCUGGCGUGGCUCGCGCGCAAGGCCGGCUUCGACUGGGUCUACAACCGCGGCCGGUCCUACGUCCACUGUUCUGUUAAAACAGAAUCGUCUAUCGGAGGGACCGGAGCCGGGUGCUUCCCGUCCGGGUCGCUGGUGUACACCCGGAACGGCACGCGAGACAUCGCCACGCUCCGCAAGGGAGACUGGGUGCUGGCUGCCGACAGUGACGGCAAACUUAUUUAUUCUGAGGUGCUGACAUUCAUGGAUCGAGAUCCGAACGGAACGCGACAUUUUCUACAAAUAACUGCAGAAAAUGGCGUGUCUAUUACCACAACGCCCUCCCAUUUGUUGCUGCUCGCUUCUGCUGACGGUUACAGAGAAUUAUUUGCAGCAGACGUACAGAUCGGCGAUGUCCUUUUGACGAGAGGACCAGGAGUCGUGAUGAGGCCAUCCAAGGUGGUCAAAACACGCAUAAUUUCUAAAAGAGGUGUAUUCGCGCCGUUGACCAGCGCGGGGACCAUAAUAGUAGACGACGCCCUGGCGUCAUGUUACGCUCUUGUGAAGAGCCAUUCAUUAGCGCACGCGGCGAUGGCGCCGCUCCGGUGGAUGGCGAGCUGGAUCAGCUCCAAAGAACAGGCUCGAGGAGUGCAUUGGUACGCCAACGCCCUCUAUUCCAUCGGAGAUUUAGUUUUACCAACGUCAUACAAGUUCCAGUAAAUUACAUUUACAGACUUCAAAAGUGAUAGUGAACUAUAUUCAGCGCGCGGGACGUGCCCAAUUACUUAGGACGCUUGUACAUAGACCAGUGUUGUAAAUACCAUCGCGAGUGUGAGAACGCGGACUGGACGGCAUCUACGUAGUGUAAACCUUCACGUGAAUUUAUUUAUUAAGUAGUCUAAGACCAUAUUUGCAAAUUUUGCAUAUUAUUUAGUAACAGUAUGAAUAUUUGUAAAUUGUGUCGGUAUUGUUAUUCUGCACAAUGCAGAAAUACUUAAUGUAUGCGCUUAUGUUUUUUUAAGUAACUGUAUAAAUAGUGUUACUGUAAUAUUUAAAUGAAAUGACUUGUCUGAUAGCAAAUCUGCAAAGUAUACCUAAAUCAAAUUUCAUCUGAAUAUAAAAUUUCAAUUGAAACUAAGAAAAUGUCUCAAUGUCCUGGUAAAAUAGACAUUCCAGAAUUAUUUUCUCUUCAUUAUACAUUGAAAUGAUGAUGAAAUUGUGAUCUUGGUACCUUACAAAGUGCCUUAAGAUUUAUUUAUUGUUAUUUAUAAACUAGGAAUAUAUUUAUAAAUUGACGGAAACAUUUAGACAUACUAAUUAAUAGUUCUAAUUUAUGUUACAUAUAUUUGCAUUUAUUGUCUUUAAUACUUUCAGUUACUUUCUUAUACAAUCUGUAUUUAUUAUCUUUUUUCUUAAAACCAUUUGGUUUCAGUAAGCAUUUUAACAACUCUUGACUAACAUUUCAAUCGGAUUUAUCUACAUUUAUUUGUACGUCUAAUCUUAACCUGCAUGGGAGGUGUAAUUAAUUAACAAACGCAUGAUCAUCUAUCGAUGCUGGUCGAAUAAUAAAACAGCUAUUCUCAGAUCGAACAUAGAUCCUGGACUGAAGUUAGGGUUCCUAUAAUUUUGAAUUUAGUGGAAUUGUGUAAGUAGGCAGUCGCAAAUGCUAACUUCUAUGAAAGUAUGGGGCAAUACUAAUCAAUCAUAGAUGUAAAAAAAUACAUCUACGAGUAGUUAUAACUAAUACCAUACUUUAGCAAUGUUUUAAAGAUGUAUUUUACAACGAGACACUCAAGUCCCCCGACUUGGCAAAGGGUGUAAUAUAGUAUUAAAUUUAGUAAUGCUUACAUUUGAAGAGUAUUAAAUAAUUCCUACUAACAAGUUUUAUAUGAAGAACUUACCUAUUGGAUAGCUUUAACGGUAUAUAUUGACAAAAAGAAUAUGCCAUAAUUAUUGCCAUAUUAAUAUUAGUUUGUAAAGCCGAAACACAAUGUUUAUCCAUCACUCGUUUAGGUAAACAAAAGCACAAGCUUUUAUACAUCUAAUUAGGAUUAAUUCAUAGUAGUAUUUAUUUGCAACUUGACAUUAUAAAUAUCAAAUUUUGGCAUAAAAUGUACCUACGCAUGAAAAUUAAACAAGUCUAUCAAAAACGUAUUCGUGAAUGUACUAUCUCCUUUUCUACUUUUAAGUACAAGUACAUAUUUACUGUCUCAUCUUCCCUUGAAAUAAAACUAUGUAUUAUUUACCCUUUAUUACUUUUUUGAUAGACAAAUUUCUAAUAAUAAAAUCCAACCUGUAAAUUAAACACUAAUAUGUAAUUAUUGUGCUUUUAUAUUAUUUAUUUAUUGAUGUUAUUUUUGUAUGGAUAUAAAAAUUGCCAUCCCUUA